Molecule: messenger RNA, 381 nt
Organism: Emiliania huxleyi CCMP1516
Lineage: Eukaryota; Haptophyta; Isochrysidales; Noelaerhabdaceae
Exons: 1
Source: RefSeq, a predicted model, not a curated record
AUGGUGCCCCUCGGCAAGGAGCGCGCUCCGGCGCCGUCCACGACGUCGUCCGCGCAGCACUCGCGUAGGCGCGCCGGCGUCAUCCGGCAGGCGCAGCCGGAGGCGCCUGGGCAUCAGCUCGCCGCCUCGCACGCUGCUUCAGAGAAGCGCAAGGCCAACAAGAUGACGCCGAUGGAGCGCAGGGCGAAGCGCGCGGCCGACGAAAAGCGGCGCUGGCACGAGAAGCGCAAGGCGACGCGCGAGUCCGCCGCCAAGUUCAGCAUGGCGAGCGAGGACCCCGAGAAGGUGAUUGCAUCGCUGCUCGAUGAGCUCGUGGCCGAGGUGGCGGAAGUUCGCGACGAGGUGGACGAGGGUGAGCUUCAGGAGGAACUGGAGAAGCUG